Messenger RNA from Rotaria sordida, 1224 nucleotides. The record is from the annotation of a GenBank genome assembly. Lineage: Eukaryota; Metazoa; Rotifera; Eurotatoria; Philodinida; Philodinidae.
AUGAGUUUAUUAAAAUUUAUACCAUCAACAUCAACACUUUCCGAUAAUCUUAUAAUCUAUUCAACUGGAUCAAUACCAAUUAUUACAAAAGAACUUAAUUUAAAACAAACUUUAUUAGGUGGACAAUCAUUUCGAUGGAUUGAACAAAAUUCAAAUGAAUUUAUUGGUGUUCUUGGUACAUAUAUUGUUCGUUUACAACAUCAAAAUAAUAAUCUUCGUUACACAUUUUUUAUAAAUAAUGAUAAUCUAAUAAAAUUAUCGAAUGAUAAUGAUCGUCGUGUUGAAACAGCACUUAUUUUACAUAAUUAUUUUCAAUUAAAAAUAAAACUUUGUGAAUUAUUUGACAAAUGGUGUAAAUCUGAUAUGAGAUUUGAAAAAGGACAAAUACCAAUUGGUAUUCGUGUUUUAGCACAAGAACCACUCGAAAAUUUAAUAUCAUUUAUAUGUUCAAGUAAUAAUAAUGUUCAACGUAUAUCAAAAAUGAUUAAAGUAUUUUGUGAUGAAUAUGGAAAAAAAAUUGGAACAUUAAAUGGAAUUACUUAUCAUCAAUUUCCAACUCUGGAUGAACUCGAUAUACCAGAUCUUGAAAAACGUUUACGUGAAUUAAAUUUUGGUUAUCGUGCACGAUAUAUUCAAGAAGCAGUUAAAUUUCUCAAAUAUACUGCUGGUGGUACGUUAUUUUUUGAUCGAUUAAAAACAUUAUCAGUUAAAGAAGCUCGUAAUCAAUUAUCAAAAAUGAUGGGUGUUGGUCGAAAAGUUGCUGAUUGUGUUCUAUUAAUGUCACUUGGUAAGCAAGAUGUUGUACCAGUUGAUACACAUAUUCAUUCAAUUGCUAUGACCCAUUAUGGACACUAUAAUGAAAAUGUAAAAAAACAACAAUUAACUACAGCUAAUUAUAAUGAUAUAUCAUCGUUUUUUGAACAAUUUUGGCAACCAUUAUCUGGUUGGGCUCAAGCUGCUGCAUUUUCUAAUGAACUUCGUUUAUCAUCUACUCCAAGAAAUAGUGUUAAAUCAUCUGUAUUAUCAUUAAAACGCUCGAUUAGUAGUCAAGAUAUUCUUACAGAAAAAUUAUUUAAAACAAUCGAUGAAAAUAAUCAAUGUCAAUCAAUAAAAAUAACUAUGAAACGUGAUAAAUUACGUCAAAAAAAUUUAUUAACAAUUGAACCAAAUAAAGAAAUAUUAACACGACCUAAACGAAAUAUUAAACCGAUAGAUCGAUUUUAG